CAGCUGUGUUUAAAUCUUUUUCAAUCAGGCUCAUUAACUUGUUAUCUUCACCUUAACUGAUUAAUUGCCCUUGUAUUUUUGUUAGAAAAGGGCUGGAUUACUCUCUAAAACAAGGCAAGAUGCACUGUAGUGUGUGUUGGUUUCCACCAGCUCUCUGUUACAUUCAAAAUGCAUACAAGCAUCAGUCACAGUGUCUUCCUCUAGUACAACUACAGAGAUACACACAAUAUGGAUGGUAUAGUAUAAUGACAGAUAGAUAGAUAGAUAGAUAGAUAGAUAGAUAGAUAGAUAGAUAGAUAGAUAGAUAGAUAGAUAGAUAGAUAGAUAGAUAGAUAGAUAAAAAGUUAUUUUAUCUGUUUUCUACUUUUGCAGACACUUUUAUAUUUGUCUUUUUGGUUUCCCUGGAGGGAUUCUUCCACUUUGAUGUCAGUCAUGGCCUUAACAGCAUUUGCAACACCAUUUUUCAGGAUCCUAUGAAAAAUUGUUUUCGUCAGGAGUGCACGUGUAUCAAAAAAGAAAAGAGACAGAGGAGGAGGAGGAGAGGAGGAGAAGAUAUAAAAGUGAGGUAGCAGAAGGAGUGAGAAUCAUCCUGGAGCCGUCUUUCCACCUUUAUCAAUGGCAUUUUUUCAGACAUGGAGCAAAACGUUUUAUUUGCUCCUACCUAACCGGUGGCUUCCAACCAGCUCUCAUUCUCACCAAAAGGAAAUACAAUGUUAAAUUUAACUGUCUGACUUUGCUGCACAGUUAAACUCCAACUGGCUCUGGCUGUUUUUAUAGCACUUUUAUCUGUUGUUGAGUUUCGAGACACUUUCUUCUAGAGCCACAUUAACAAAGUCAUUCAAAAUCAAAAAUAUGGCAUCAACAAGAGGCAUGAGUGAGGAAGAACAAACUCGCCUGAGUUCACUCUUUCAUGCCUACGAUGUGGAUAAUUCAGGGUGUAUUGAAAAAAGUGAGUUCUCCACUAUUUGUCAGGAGCUUCAUGUCCCGUCCCAGGAGGUAGACGGCAUAUUCAACCGCCUGGACGUCAACAGAGACGGCACAGUGACCUUAGAGGAGUUUAUCAGUGGCUUCAAAGAACAACAACAGGAGGAAGAAGACACUGAGUCAGAGGUGACGAAAAAUAGUGAGAGAGAAGUUUCAAACAAGGAGGAACAUGUCAUAUCCAGCCAGCCAGAUCCCUCCAUCAAGGGUAUGAGCGCAGAGGAGCAGGACCGGCUGCGCUCCCUUUUUCACGCCUACGACGUGGACAACUCCGGGCGCAUCGAGAGAAACGAGUUUCUCACCAUCUGCGCCGAGCUGCAGGUGUCCGCGGCCGAGGCCGACCGGAUAUUUAACCGGCUGGACGUCGACCAGGACGGAACCGUCACCCUGUUGGAGUUCAUCAGCGGCUUCCACGAACGCUACGGAGAGGACAUGGAGCAGGACGGAGGAGACGUGUCCGCCGCCUGGGAGCGCUUCCAGGGCAAAAUGGGCGAGCAGGCCAAGUUCAUCCCCAGGAACGAACAAGCAGCUACGUUGUACCAGAACAUCAGUCUCACUGAGCCUAGACUGAUACCUCAGCUUGAGAAAGUCAUCAUAAACUUCAUCAAAGAGAUCAAACAGCAGAACUCAGAGAUGGAGAACCUGGCUCUCGCCAUCAAACGAGCACAGGACCAAGCAUCAAUGCAGCUCAGUGAAAUGGAGGAGGAAAUGGACCAACGCAUUCAAUUUGCUGAGAGAAAAACACGAGAGCAGGAGAAGAAGCGAACAGAAGCUGCACUGAGUGAGUUACGAAGAAGUUAUGAAACUGAAGUGUGUGAGCUGCAGUGUAAGAUCCAGAGGAUGCAAAUGAUAGAAGAAAAGUACAACAACAUCACUGUGAAAGAUGAGAGUCCAGCCUUGAAGAAGAAGAUCAAUGAGCUAACCCUGGAGAACCAGCGGUUAAAACAGGAGCUGCUGAAGUCUCAGACCAAAGUUGCCUGUCUGCUUAGUGACAUGGACUCGCUAAAGACAGAGCUAACUGAUCAAAGCAUCAGCUCUGAAAGAGACGAGGAGCUCAUGAAACACUUCACUGAUGAGCGAGACCACCUGGAGGGUCAGAUCGAGAUCCUGCAGGCAGCCAACAGGAAGCUUCAUGACAGCAACGAUGGCUUGAGGGCCGCUCUGGAGAGGAUCACCAGGUCUGGUAACGGGGGCUCACCAGGAGACAUAAAGGACAGAAGCAGAAGUAAAAGCAUCUGCUACACAUCACCUUAUGCCUUAAUGGAUAGGUUCUGCCAGCGUAUGGAUGAUUACCCUCUGUACAGCCGCCGGCCCAGCUGUGACACUCUGGCCUUGGCCAUGUGCGACCCAGGCCUGAGGCGCAGACACAGCAGUGAGUGCGAGGAGGACAGCCUGCCUGAGAUCUACAUGGACAGCGGCCUGUCGACACUCAGAGGUUCUCAUGGAGGCUACGACUCAGAGCAUGAGGUAAAAGGUCAAGAAGAGGAGGAAGAGGAAGAGAGAGGGGAGAAGAAAGUGGAGGAUGACAACAAUGAUAGCAUGAUGGGAGAAAACUCUGACAUUGAGCCAGCAGAGACACAGGACGGUGAAUCAGCAAUUGGGUCAGACAGCAGCUCAGUUUUGGACUGGAAGCCAUCUGAAUCCAUAGGUGUGUCCGAACCCCCCGCCCCAACUACAAGAAAGGCCCUCAGUGCCAUCAGUGUUCAGAAGGAGGACAAGGACAGCGCUGACCUGGGCUACAUGACAUCAGAGAAGGCGUACAGGAUCGUGUUGGCUGGAGAUGCUGCUGUGGGGAAGUCCAGCUUCCUGCUUCGCCUCUGCAAGAACGAAUUCAAAUUAAACUCCAGCGCUACGCUGGGAGUGGAUUUCCAGAUGAAGACACUAAUUGUGGAUGGAGAGCCCAUUUUACUACAACUGUGGGACACUGCAGGACAAGAGAGGUUUCGCAGCAUUGCAAAGUCUUAUUUCCGCCGGGCGGAUGGUGUGUUGCUGCUGUACGACGUCACCUGUGAGAAGAGCUUCCUUAAUGUUCGAGAAUGGGUGGACAUGAUCGAGGAUGUGUCCUACGAGGAUAUUCCCAUCAUGCUUGUGGGUAAUAAGUGUGAUCUUAGACAAGAUGGAGUUAACUGUGUUCCUACCAGCUAUGGAGAAAAACUGGCCAUGACAUACAACACUCUGUUCUGUGAAACUAGUGCCAAAGAGGGCUCCAACACCCUGGAGGCUGUGCUGCACCUGGCCAGGCAAGUAAGGAAACAGGCUACUUUUAAUGAAAAAAGUCAUUACCACUCGCUGCCCAGCUUAGAUGCUCCCAGGAAAAAACCCAACUUCUCCUGCUGCACCUGAUCAAAUUCAUCAGAGCUAGACCUCCACAUCUGACUUCAUGUGAACUCAGCACAGGUGGAAAAGAGACUACAGAUGCAGAAAUGAGACAUGCAUAAUCUCUACAGCAACCAGCAAUGGGAACAAAUCAUCAUCGUGAAUGACCAGCAGCAGACUAUCCACAACUUCAUGCAUUUCAGCCACAGCUUGAAGUCUUAUUGUUCUGUAUUUUAUUAAUCUGAGAAUGUUUAAUGUCUGUGUAAACCUCUUGCCAUGUGAAACUUCAUUUUUUCAUUGUACGCAUUGGAUACUCCAAGCACAUCGUGAAAAGAGGAGGACAUCUGUGAAAGUGAAGUGAGAAGGAAUUGGAAGUGAAGCCAAGCCUAUGAGUAUGUUUUUUAAAGUGACAUUAGUAUGUGACGCUGACAGAUAAUUGCAUGUGAUGGAGGAGAAAGAGUUAUUUUAGCAUAUUGUUAUGUGAGAAUGGAUUUUUAACUAGUUUUGCUAUUAACUGUGGCAGUUAUCCAAUUACUUCUGAGCUCAGUUAUCAUCGGUGGAAGUGACGGUUUUGAAAUGGCGUCUGCAGCGUGUUGGUGGCCUGAAAGGAAACAGAUGUUGCAAGUGAACUGCGUUGAUUGCCGACAUGGAGACACUGAGAAUUAUGGGAGAACUCGUCUUUGUUUAUAUACGAUGAACCCUGGUGCAAUGUGUGAUUGUAUAAGUCUUUAUGCUAAUGUCACAACCCAUUGUCUUUUACUAUUUUACCCCACAGUGUUACAUUUGACGUCCCACUGAGGAUGACUUUGUGUUAUAGAAUUUAUAUUUUUGGAGCUGAUCAUACAGCAGAUAAUUCAGUUUGCACCAUUUAAACACUUACUGUUAUUUUAUUAUCUGGUAUUAGUAAUGAAAAUUAGGAAUGCAUAAAAGAGGGUUCCCAGGAAGCAGAGCCUUUAUUUGUAUGCCUCAGAUUCAGUAUAUGACACUAAUUCUGUAUAAAUGUGUACAUGUGAUCUUGAGUAUGUCUUAUUAUUAUUUCUUCAUUAUCAGCAUACUGAAGGGUGGUGUAUAAAGGUUCAGUAUGCUUCAAAUGAAAUGCUUGUUGGAUUCUCAAAAAGUGUCUGAAACCCUUCUACCCAAAAAAUAAAACCCCUCCAAAUUGGGGGACUGGAUAUAUAUAUAUAUAUAUAUAUAUAUAUAUAUAUACACCUGUCAAACACGCACACAAAAGGUAAUGCUUUUUUUUCCUUAAUGCUUUUGCAAUAUUGUCUUUGUUACACUAAUGCCAAUAAAGCAAUGAAUAUUGAAGUGAUACAUAUACAUACAUACUUUACAUACACAUUAGUUUACUUAGCAGCAGCUUUUGUAACUUAUUGCCACUGACAGUGUAACAGCCACAUAGUGAUUGGCCAGGUUUUAUUUAUUAUUCACACCAUUACUUUGUCACUCGUGGUGCUGUACAUACAAGAAAGUGCCACCAAUGUCUCAAAGGAGAGACGAAGUGUGUGUCUAUCUCCCUUCAUACAAUUUAUCACAUUUCUUUAUUAUAGCAGGCUUUUCGCCACAACAAGAAUAAACACUUCUGCCUUUAGACGUGUUCGGAAGUAGAAACUAGUUUGUCAGCAUCAGACUGUGUCCUUAAUUUUGAGUCUGAAAGUUAUCUUAAUGUGCAUGUAGCACAUAAGUUAUUUAUUUCACACCGAUUGAACUUUUUGCAUAAAAGUCUUUGCUAAUGUUGAAAUAAGUGCAACUGCAAAGUUACUGUCUUUGCAACUGAGGUAUCUCUGUGUUAAAAGUUCUUGUGUCAAUAAAAAAUAUAAUGUGAAUGUCACAACAUCACAA
This is a messenger RNA of Dicentrarchus labrax (European seabass), 5139 nucleotides long. RefSeq names its product RAS and EF-hand domain containing (gene rasef). Gene Ontology annotation, molecular function: GTP binding; calcium ion binding; GTPase activity. The transcript is spliced from 18 exons. Lineage: Eukaryota; Metazoa; Chordata; Actinopteri; Moronidae. Bases 853 to 3324 code for a protein of 823 amino acids. The record is from RefSeq and is a predicted model, not a curated record.